Danaus plexippus (monarch butterfly) is the source of this 977-nucleotide messenger RNA. RefSeq lists its product as uncharacterized. The coding region runs from base 81 to 941 and encodes 286 amino acids. NCBI's taxonomy places the organism in Eukaryota, Metazoa, Arthropoda, Insecta, Lepidoptera, Nymphalidae. The record is from RefSeq and is a predicted model, not a curated record. The transcript has 6 exons.
AUUCUAGUAGCUUUUUUGACUAAGCGGGACCGUCCUGAUUUCGAAGACGGGCCUGCUUUAUGUGACCGUUUGUUAUAACAAUGGAUCUACUCCAGUCUCAAAUAAAAGAAAGCUGUAACUUGGCUUUACCUGAAGGACUGAAAGAUUUGAUAUCUGAUAUUUCAAGAGAGGUACUGAGAGCACAACCGAAUGAUGUAAUACAAUUCAUAGUCGGUUACCUUAAAGUUUUAUUGGAAGUGAGAGAAAAGUUGGCCAUCGCCUGCCACAUAUGCAACGAUACUUACGACUGCAACUGUGAUUCAGAUUUAUACCAUGGAAUAAAGGCUAUUGGCUUAGACGAUGAGGAUGUUGAUGUCGCUAUUAAAAUCAUUGAAGAUCAUUUUGCGAGAGCCAAUGUCACAGAACAAAAAUUGUUGAUAAAGUUGGCCAAUAAGCUAAACAUUGACGAGAAGCAGCUGACCUCCAUUCAAGAAGUCGUUCGGAAAUCUUUCAACAGACAUGAUGUUGGUCAAGAUGUUUUUGGUGUGAACGUUUCUGAUGACGUCACAGGCGCCGUACAUCACACUCUAGAUAUGUACAAAAAUCAACAACAGCUUCCGGACGAGGUGUUCAUCUCCAGCUAUGAACAGUGUUGGAAAACAUCAUCGUCCGCAUCUCUCGUUUCUCAACAUGAUAAUAUUAGUUUGGAUGGAAAUCGGUCAGAACAAAGACCAGACGACGAACAACAGCAUCAAUCAACAUCAGGAAAAGUUAAGUUCAUAGAAGAAAACGCAAUCUUCAACAUUGAUGAGCAAAAUAAGUCCACGAGUUCUGAUGAUGAGAGUCCCAUGGACGAGGACAUCGAGGAACUGAUAAAGACUGAUCAACAUGAUGUGACGGCUUCCACAGUCGAGGAAGACUUCCGCGAGGACGAUGAACUCGCCAGCAUCAAUACUUUAUAGACUCUGAAGGCAUACAAAUAAAAGACAUUUUAUAAA